AAGAAGAAAAAGCGAAUUUAAAACAAAAAAGAAAAAAAACACGAUUGCAGAAGUAGAGGCAGUGGAUCCGAAACCGAAAGAGCUCCACAUCUGAGAUCACUUUACACCGCCAAUUACCCAAACUCUUUUGUCAUCCAUUUUCCCCUUUUCUCAUUAUCGGACUUCGUCGUCUUCGUUCACCCUCCUCUUCUAGCCCUCUGCUCCCUCUCUCUGUCUCCUCCGAUUAGAGUUUCUUCGCUUCCUAACUCAGAUUUUCAUAUUGCGGUUGAGAAUUCGAGUGUCGGAAAAUGACGAUGAACGAGCGUAAGACAAUUGAUUUAGAACAAGGAUGGGAGUUUAUGCAGAAGGGGAUCACAAAGCUGAAGAACAUUCUAGAAGGAUUGCCUGAGCCGCAGUUCAGCUCAGAGGACUACAUGAUGCUCUACACAACCAUAUACAAUAUGUGCACUCAAAAGCCACCACAUGACUAUUCACAACAGCUCUAUGACAAGUAUAAGGAGUCUUUUGAAGAGUACAUUACUUCGACAGUGUUGCCAUCUUUGAGAGAGAAGCAUGAUGAGUUCAUGUUGAGAGAGCUUGUGAAGAGGUGGACAAACCAUAAAAUCAUGGUUAGGUGGCUCUCUCGUUUCUUUCAUUAUCUUGAUCGCUACUUUAUAGCUCGAAGGUCGCUUCCUCCCCUAAAUGAAGUUGGACUUACUUGCUUCCGAGAUCUGGUCUACCAAGAAUUAAAUGCGAAAGUAAGAGAUGCUGUAAUAUCUCUGAUUGAUCAAGAACGUGAAGGAGAGCAGAUUGAUCGAGCUCUAUUGAAGAAUGUUCUGGAUAUAUUUGUUGAGAUUGGCAUGGGACAUAUGGAUCACUAUGAAAAUGACUUUGAAGCAGACAUGCUUAAAGACACUGCAGCUUAUUAUUCGCGGAAAGCUUCCAACUGGAUCCUAGAAGAUUCUUGUCCAGAUUAUAUGCUGAAAGCAGAAGAAUGUUUAAGGCGGGAGAAAGAUAGAGUUGCUCAUUACUUGCAUUCUAGUAGUGAGCCAAAGCUGCUUGAGAAAGUUCAACAUGAGCUGUUGUCUGUGUAUGCAACCCAACUACUUGAGAAAGAGCACUCUGGAUGCCAUGCAUUGCUGCGAGAUGACAAGGUGGAUGAUUUGUCUAGAAUGUUCAGGCUAUUUUCUAAGAUACCUCGAGGCUUGGAUCCAGUUUCAAGUAUAUUUAAGCAGCAUGUUACGGCUGAAGGAACAGCCUUAGUCAAACAGGCGGAAGAUGCAGCAAGCAACAAGAAGGCGGAGAAAAAGGACGUGGUUGGUUUGCAGGAACAGGUUUUCGUUAGAAAAGUGAUUGAGCUUCAUGACAAGUAUCUAGCAUAUGUCAAUGAUUGUUUCCAAAACCAUACUCUUUUCCACAAGGCCCUCAAGGAGGCUUUUGAGAUCUUUUGCAACAAGGGUGUUGCUGGAAGCUCAAGUGCGGAACUACUUGCCACUUUUUGUGAUAACAUUCUUAAGAAAGGCGGGAGUGAGAAAUUGAGUGAUGAAGCCAUUGAGGAGACACUUGAGAAGGUAGUGAAGCUGCUGGCGUAUAUUAGUGACAAAGACCUAUUCGCUGAAUUCUAUAGGAAAAAGCUUGCCCGACGUCUUCUUUUUGACAAGAGUGCUAAUGAUGACCAUGAGAGAUGUAUCUUGACAAAACUGAAGCAACAAUGUGGCGGUCAAUUUACCUCAAAGAUGGAGGGGAUGGUUACAGAUUUGACAUUGGCUAAGGAGAAUCAAGCCAGCUUUGAGGAUUAUCUGAGCAAAAAUCCACAGGCGAAUCCUGGUAUUGAUUUGACAGUUACUGUGUUGACCACUGGCUUCUGGCCAAGCUACAAGUCCUUUGACCUCAACCUUCCCGCAGAGAUGGUUAAGUGCGUUGAAAUUUUCAGGGAAUUCUAUCAAACAAAGACAAAGCACAGAAAGCUUACAUGGAUGUAUUCACUGGGUACUUGUAACAUCAGUGGAAAAUUUGAACCCAAAACCAUAGAGCUUAUUGUGACAACUUAUCAGGCAUCAGCCCUGCUGCUAUUCAAUACCUCAGAUAGACUGAGUUAUUCAGAGAUCAUGACUCAAUUAAAUUUGACUGAUGACGAUGUUGUUAGACUGCUCCAUUCCUUGUCAUGUGCCAAGUAUAAGAUCCUUAACAAGGAACCAAAUACAAAAACUCUCUCUCCUACUGAUUACUUUGAGUUCAACUCUAAGUUUACUGACAAAAUGAGGAGGAUCAAGAUUCCCCUCCCACCUGUGGACGAGAAGAAGAAAGUAAUUGAAGACGUUGACAAGGACAGACGGUAUGCCAUUGAUGCCUCAAUUGUGCGUAUCAUGAAGAGCCGUAAAGUUUUGGGUCAUCAGCAGUUGGUUAUGGAGUGUGUAGAGCAGCUUGGUCGCAUGUUCAAGCCCGACUUCAAAGCAAUAAAAAAGCGGAUUGAAGAUCUAAUCACAAGAGACUACUUAGAAAGGGACAAAGAUAACCCUAAUUUGUUUAGGUACUUGGCAUGAUGUGGUCUAGUUGAUUAUCCUUGAAAUGAAGCAGUACCUUUUUCUGCUAUAGUUUGCCCAAGAAGUGGGUCAGGCGGUGGAAGAAGUGGCACAAUCACAUGUAAAUGCCGGUGCACCAGUGACUAAUAGUGAUUGCUUAAAGCAGGAGCUGAGACUGCUUUGUACAUUUUGCCCUUGGAGCAAGGUAUGGCUGACUACUAUGGAUAGUGCACCCUUGCUGGAGAAAUUUGUAAUUGACUUCAUAAUACGGUCCGGUGUACCACAGGACUGUCUGGUAUCUUUGUUUAAUUACCCCAAUAUCCGUCGUCCCAUGACUACAUUUUCCGUUAAUUGUUUCUUCGCCCUCACUGGAAGGAAAAGUAUACUUUCGUUCCCAGUAUGUCCACUUGAGUUGUGCUAGCUGACGAUGGAAUAUAAAAUUGAUCAGGUGGAUGCUUUCUUCUUUGAUUGCGAAACGCAUGGCUUGUAAACUCUGAAUUUGUCUAUAAUCAUCAGAUGCUUAUGCACUUGUGCUUCACGAGUUGUUUGGUCUGACUCUUGUAUAUUAGUUCCGGUGAUGCUCUUUUUUCUUUUCUGAAGUUGAUGAAUUUGAAUAAGAUUUUCUCA
Messenger RNA from Prunus avium (sweet cherry), 3128 nucleotides. Its product is annotated as cullin-1. Gene Ontology annotation, cellular component: cullin-RING ubiquitin ligase complex. NCBI's taxonomy places the organism in Eukaryota, Viridiplantae, Streptophyta, Magnoliopsida, Rosales, Rosaceae. Gene Ontology annotation, molecular function: ubiquitin protein ligase binding. Gene Ontology annotation, biological process: ubiquitin-dependent protein catabolic process. The record is from RefSeq and is a predicted model, not a curated record.